AUGAAAUUCGCCUCGAGCAUCGAGGAGAAGGAGUUGAGCCCGGAAGAAGCGGAGCUCAUUCAAAAAAUCAAGUCGAAGAUAAAUGUGGUUCGAUCCAUGGAACGUCUGUACGCCGUGCCAUCGGAACAGCUGCGUGUUUGGUUGGUCUGGCUUUCGAAAGUGGGAGACAUGGCUGACGAAUGGCACAAAUGGUUACGCUCUCACAUCGACUUCGUUCUAAGACUGUCGAUAGAGCUGCGGGCAGCCGAGGAAAUUUUGAGGUUGGAGGAACCGAGAACCGAGGAGACGGAUCCGAAGAAGGAGGAAAUGAAGGUCGAAACGGAAAUCGAAACCAAAGAGAUCGAGACGGACACGAAGGAAGAUACGAAGGAGGAGACGAAGGAGGAGACGAAGGAGGACGCGAAGGAGGAGACGAAGGAGGAGACGAAGGAGGACGAAAAGAUGGAGGAGAAAAACACGAACAACCAAGGAACACGGAUAAUCCAAACGACGAAGAAGAUGAUGAACGCGAGGGAAUUGUUUGUCCCAUUGAUUUUGGAAACAUGGAUGGGUGAUUUUGUUGCAGACGAUGUGACAGAGGAGGAGGAAGAAAUAACGCCGGGAGAAGAAAUCGAGGAAGAAGAGAGACAGAAGGAGGAGGAGAAAGUAGAAAAUGGGGAGGAAGUGACUAAAACAGAAGAGGAGAAAGUGGAAGAAGAGGAAGAAGAGAAGCCAAUUAUAAAGGAGUGGCCCGUGGGCAUUCCGUGGGAGCAUUUAGGAAUAGAGGAAGAGAAGGAGAAGCCAUUCGACAAACGAUUGCCCAUACCCAAGAACGAGGCGGAGAUGAAGGAUUUCUUGAGGAAGUUCACGCACGAGGCGACCAUCCAUCGAUCCUCCUUUAAGCAUUGGAAGGAUACCGCGGAUCAGGCUGUCAAGGAAAUUGGAAACAGACUGGUUAUAGCUACGUUCCUGGUGCAAGGGAAAGAUGAGAAGGGAGAGAUAAAGAAACCGCCUGUUAAAAAAAUAUUCAGCCCAAAGCCUAAAAAAGCGAAAUCUACCCCAAGGAAGGACAAGAAAAGGAAAGUUGCGUCGCCUGCGAGGAAGACGAACAGGGAACCGGAGAAAACGACGCAGGAAUCACAAUUGGAAAUGAGCCCGAGUAAAAGGGAAUUGGAAAUCCGCAAAAUGCUGGACAUAGACGCGAAUGAUUUCGUGAAGGACUGUGCACGUGGAGCGGAACCUCUGCCGUACUUCUUCUACCUGAAAAUGGAACCGGACAUCGACAUAGCCAUGGAGCACGAUGACGAGGAGAUAAUCCUAGCCGACACCGAGCGCGAGAACAUAAACGGCGAUUUCCAGCGCCUCUAUUUCAAUCUUUCCGACAAACCUUGCAAAGGAGGGAAACCGUGGAUGUUAUAGCGAAAUAUAGGAACCGUCGAAACGUCGCUAAUACAAGCGUGUGCAAUAAGCAACAAUAAUAAUAAAAUAAAUUCUUGCAG
Apis florea (little honeybee) is the source of this 1478-nucleotide messenger RNA. RefSeq lists its product as uncharacterized. The record is from RefSeq and is a predicted model, not a curated record. NCBI's taxonomy places the organism in Eukaryota, Metazoa, Arthropoda, Insecta, Hymenoptera, Apidae.